GCUUUUUGAAAAGGAACCACAUGUACAGGCUGUUGGUCGUGGGGAAGCAAAUCGCUGCUGUACCUCUACAACCACAUUGAGGUCAAAUAUUUUAAAUGCUCAUGUAACAUGUCUAGUUUUUCAAGAUCAGCCCAGCAAUGGGCGACUUUUGCAAGAUCCUGGUUCCUCAUAGAUGCCAGGCUGCAGCCUCCAGGAAAGAUUGCCACCAUGUGUGCAGUUCGGCUUCAAGGGAAACAUAAACCCAUUUACCAUCCACUGAGUGAUAUUGGAGAUCAUGUGGUGGUCAUGAACACCCGACACAUUGCCUUCUCAGGAAACAAAUGGGAACAGAAAGUGUAUUCGUCUCACACUGGUUAUCCUGGAGGAUUCAAACAACUUACCGCAGCCCAAAUGCACAAAAAAGACCCUACAGCUAUCAUUAAACUGGCUGUGUACGGGAUGCUCCCCAAAAACCUCACUAGAAGGACCAUGAUGCAACGGCUUCACCUCUUCCCAGAUGAUAUACUUCCUGAAGACGUUCUCAAGAAUCUGACAGAAGAACUUCCUCAACCCAGAGAGAUCCCUCGCAAGCUCAGCGAGUACACACAGGAUGAGCGAGAUGCUUUCCCCAUGCUGUGGACCCCGCCAGAAGACUUCAAGAUGAAAUGACUUUCUGGAUCUUGUGGCUCACAGUCUUUCCAGGAGUUUGAAAUGUUUCUUUUUUAUAUAUAUUAAUGUUUAUGUUAAAUUAUGUCUCAAAAUUGUAAAAAUAAACUGUCCAUGUUUGGGUAUGUUUGAUAUGAGAUACAAGCAGAAACACAUUUAAUGAAACACAUUUCUUAACAUUAUAAUGUGUAUUUACCUAAUCCUCAACCAAGGAAUAAAGGCAGGCAGACAGCAGCCCUAAUUUUUUUGGCCUUUCCUUUUCCCAAAAAUGGCUUUAGCAGUGCUCUCUGAAGCUUGAUUCUGCUCUAAUUCAACUGCUGUUUUGGCCUUAAUUAACUUCAUAUGGCUUUAUAAGCCCUUUCUAAUGGCACUUUAGCCUUUUGAAGUCUGCUUAACUCUUUAAAACAACACUAUGUUUGGAUGGAAAUAAAACACCCUUUUUAGUUUCUAGUGUCUUUUGUGAGGAUGGUACUGUCUUUGCUGGUUGUCAUGUCUUUUAUUUUAUUUUAAUUUUUAGUGUAAAAUCGAGGUGGCUUGUUUUAAUUUACCAUACAGGAACAUCAAUAGAUGUUCCAUUUAUCUGAGCUCAUUAUACCACAAAAUAAAAUGUUUUUUUUUUUUUAAAAAAGAAUAAUUUAAUUUUUACAUCCUUUUUUGGGUGACAUCAAUUAGGAAAACACACAGAGCAACAUAAUAAAAGCCAGAUGAGACAUCAUGUUGGGUCAUUGUCGCAGUACGGUUUUAUUGGUUAUAAAAACAAAGUAAAAAUAAAUUACUUUGUAGAUUCAAA
Molecule: messenger RNA, 1435 nt
Organism: Myxocyprinus asiaticus (Chinese sucker)
Lineage: Eukaryota; Metazoa; Chordata; Actinopteri; Cypriniformes; Catostomidae
Product: 39S ribosomal protein L13, mitochondrial-like
Exons: 7
Coding region: 109-648 (179 amino acids)
Biological process (GO): negative regulation of translation; translation
Cellular component (GO): mitochondrial large ribosomal subunit; ribosome
Molecular function (GO): mRNA binding; structural constituent of ribosome
Source: RefSeq, a predicted model, not a curated record